CUCCGGUUUCGCCGCCAUCUUAUGUCGCCUUUCUAUUGUUCAUAAUUGGAGUUAACAGAGGCGGCAUAGCGUUAUUGUGCGCAUUUUAUGAAUUCGAAGAGAAAUAAGAGGACAUUUUAUGAAGACAAGAACUGACCCAUAAUCAGAGACUGUCAUAGAAACUGACACGUGGAAUUUCUCUCAGGGUUCGGUCUUUUAUUCGAUCGGAAAAUAUGAUGGACGACGAACAGCCCAAGACUUUGUAUGUUGGAAACCUGUCCCGCGAUGUGACCGAGGCGCUGAUCAUGCAGCUCUUCGGUCAGAUAGGACCCUGCAAGAGCUGUAAAAUGAUUGUUGAUACGGCAGGUAAUGACCCAUACUGCUUUGUGGAGUUCUACGAGCAUAGGCAUGCUGCCGCCUCACUGGCCGCAAUGAAUGGACGUAAAAUAAUGGGUAAGGAGGUCAAGGUCAACUGGGCCACCACACCUAGCAGCCAGAAAAAAGACACAAGCAACCACUUCCAUGUCUUUGUGGGAGACCUCAGUCCAGAAAUCACCACCGAUGACAUCAAAGCUGCCUUUGCACCCUUUGGGAGGAUAUCUGAUGCUCGUGUGGUGAAAGAUAUGGCCACAGGGAAGUCUAAGGGCUACGGCUUUGUGUCCUUCUACAACAAAUGGGUGAGUGGCCCGGGGUCGAUUCAGCCCGCGUCUGUAUCUGAUUUUAGGUUUAAUUCAGUUCCUGGCAAUCCAGAAAGGCAAUUG
Clupea harengus (Atlantic herring) is the source of this 740-nucleotide messenger RNA. It is a transcript of the gene tia1, whose product is annotated as nucleolysin TIA-1-like. The transcript is spliced from 6 exons. NCBI's taxonomy places the organism in Eukaryota, Metazoa, Chordata, Actinopteri, Clupeiformes, Clupeidae. Gene Ontology annotation, molecular function: RNA binding. The record is from RefSeq and is a predicted model, not a curated record. The annotation marks the transcript as partial.